Haliotis rufescens (red abalone) is the source of this 327-nucleotide messenger RNA. RefSeq names its product octapeptide-repeat protein T2-like. Lineage: Eukaryota; Metazoa; Mollusca; Gastropoda; Lepetellida; Haliotidae. Bases 1 to 327 code for a protein of 108 amino acids. The transcript is spliced from 2 exons. The record is from RefSeq and is a predicted model, not a curated record.
AUGAUCGAUAGAGGAGGAAGAGGAGAGAAAGAGGGGAGGAAGAAGGGAGGAAUUGACCGCAGAGGAAGAGGCGAAAGAGGGAGAGGGCGCAGGGGAAAGCAGAGGAAGAGAAGAGGUCGCAAAAAAGGAGGAGAGAAAGAGGGAGGGGCCUCCGAGGAAGAGGAGAGGAAGAAGGGAGGAAUUGACCGCAGAGGAAGAGGCGAAAGAGGGAGAGGCCGCAGAGGAAAGCAGAGGAAGAGAAGAGGUCGCAGAGGAAGAGGAGAGAAAGAGGGAGGGGCCUCCGUGGAAGAGGAGAGGAAGAGGGAGAGGCCGCACCCCCACUUCUAG